UCUCUCUAGUUCCCGGUGAUCUGGCCAGCAGGGGAACAAAACGUUUCUGAAAUGUGCUUCCACUCAGCUAGAUAAAUGUUUUACUCAAGUGAAAUCUAAACCCAUCCCGGAGCGGAGACACAUGCCUUUUUUUCGGGGGUGUUUCUAUUUUAUAAUGGGUGUUGCAGAGUGAACCGACAGAGAGUCCCGGGGCAGAGCGUCGCCAAGAGUCCGGAGGCUGAGGUCUGUGUGCGCCUUUUCUUGGAAAGCCUCCCAAAAAAGCUCAGUUUUGCCAAAGAGAACCUGCGGAGGCACUCAGCCGCGGAGCAGACUCAGCACUUUGGACACAUUCUGUCGGAGGAUUUCUCCUUUCUGAGCCCGGAGGAUCAUCUCACAGUUUGAUGGACUUAAAACAACCGGAGGAUUCAUUGGAUUCAUUAAUUUAACAGACGCGUACAUUUUUGGAGAUGUGACGUGGUCCAAACUUUCCGCCACUGAAAGACUUUGAUUUUCCCUUGAAAAUUGAGGAUUAUUACAAAGUGUUGGAUGUGUGUGUGACAUGAUAUGACCUCCUGGGAUUAUUCUUAUGCACACGGAUGGUUGAGAUUUUUUGGAUGUAACUUUUACGCACAGUCUUUUUUCGCGUUGUCUGGCACACAGAGGUUUCCUGAGCAGAAGGAAUGAUCUGAAACACUUCUCUGGCUCUGUGCUGCUCGCUGUAUGUCUUCAUCUGGAGUUCAUUCUUUUAUGAAAUGCACUAAAGACGCACCAGGAUCACUGGAUCUCUAUCUCUCCCCCCUCAGUACAUCUAACUGUAUCUCGCCACAAUGCGGGGGGCUUUAAUUCUCACUUUAUCUCUAGUAUAUCUGCUAACUUGGACAGGUGAAGCAGACAAACAGACUCAAAUGAAGAAAGCACAAUUACGCAGGCGCGCGAGACAGGGACUUGGCCCAAAUGGGGGUCUCGCGAGGCGCAUGCAUCUUGGGUUUGGUUCUGCUUUAUCCGUGCACAGUCCCACAAAGGAGGAAGACGUGCAGGCGGAUGAAGGAGCUCCAGUUUACACCAGGACUGUGCAGGGCAGAAGAGCAGGAGGUGUGACGUCACGGAGAGGGGUGAUGCAGGAUGAGGCAGCGCGAGGCAGGGUGCCCCGAGGACCCAGCAGCCAGAGCUCGGGGUCUCCAAACCUUCUGGCCACAUUCGCAGAGAACCGGGUUCUGGUGAUUUCUGCUCCCCACGAAUCAGACGGAUACUACCGGAUGAUGAUGUCUCUUCUGAAGUCAGAUGUUUACUGCGAGCUGGCAGAGAGACACGUGCACCAGGUGGUCAUCUUCCAUCGAGGGGAGAUGGGGGGGAAGGUGAGGAGGAUCACCAAGGAGGGGAAGGUGAUGGAGGAACCGCUGGACACCGCUCUCAUCCCCAGACUCAUGAGCUUCCUCAAACUGGAGAAAGGUAAGUUUGGGAUGGUGCUGCUGAAGAAGACGCUGCAGGUGGUGGAGAGGUACCCGUACCCAGUGAGGCUGGAGGCGAUGUACGAGGCGAUCGACCAGGCGCCCGCGAGGAAGAACGAGAAGCUCAGACAGAAAGGAUUCGUGCAGAAAUGCAAAGCUGCAGGAGUGGAGGGUCAGGUGGAGGAGGGCACGCUCACAGAUACACCAGUACAAAGAUUACCACACAAGAAGAUCCCAAGAAAGCCCCAAAUAACAACAACAACAACCACAGCUGCCACAACAACAACAACAACAACCACCACACGACCAACCACCACAACUCGGCCCACCACCACCAAGAGAGCAACAACCACCACCACGACAAAAGCAACAACAACAACAACCACCAAACCCACCACCACCACCAGAAGAACCACCACAAAGAGAUUCACCACCACCAACACUCAGAGACCCACCAGAGCCCAGACGACCUCCCAGUGGCUCCCAGUCCCCAGGACCACAGCUGACCCCUCCCACUACAGCAGAGUGAGGGAGAGGAACCAGGUGAAGACCACCCCGUCUGGAGAUAACCGAACGGAUAAAGACAACAGAGAUCCAAACAGCCGCAAACUGGUUCCCUCCACUCAAAAACCAUCAAAGAUCAAACCUGCCAAGAGGAAGAACGCGGGAGGAAAGGUGAUGACAAAUGAGUACGAGGACAGGUUUGAAGCGGGCAAACCCACAGUGAGUGAUCCGGAGGAAACCUUCACCAGCAUCAGUCCCACCAAGAGGGUGAAGGGAAAACACGAUAAGCUCGACAAGAGGAAGAAAAAGAAUGACAAGGCUGGCAAGAAAGGCGAGAGGAGAGGAGGAAAGGCCGGGAAGAGGGGAAAGAAAAAUGGAAAGAAGUUGUCAAAGUACCCGGAGAAAGAGGACUUCCCGAAGCCCACUAAGAAGCCGACGCCCGCUCCGAAGGGAUCUCUGGCCUCCUUCCUCGACUACUUUGAGAACAGGAGGCGACUGCUGCUGAUCACGUCCCCCGGGGAGGAGAGCAACAUGUACGUUCAGCAGAGAGAUGAGUACCUGGAGUCUGUGUGUGAAAUGGCCAUCAGGAAAGUUUCCAUCAUCACCAUCUUCGGCUCGCUGAGCAACUCCACCAUGAAGAUCGACCACUACCAGCUGGAGAACGAUAAGCCGAUGAAGGGUCUGCGUCAGGAGGACUUGGUGAACCAGGAUCUGAUCACAGAGCUGAGGAAAGAGUUCAGCAUGACGUAUGAUGACUUCUACAUGGUGCUAACAGACGGAGACAUGAGGGUCAAG
Gymnodraco acuticeps is the source of this 2726-nucleotide messenger RNA. Its product is annotated as coiled-coil domain-containing protein 80-like. The record is from RefSeq and is a predicted model, not a curated record. NCBI's taxonomy places the organism in Eukaryota, Metazoa, Chordata, Actinopteri, Perciformes, Bathydraconidae.